Messenger RNA from Rhincodon typus (whale shark), 3641 nucleotides. RefSeq names its product galectin-9-like. The transcript is spliced from 11 exons. Gene Ontology annotation, molecular function: carbohydrate binding. The record is from RefSeq and is a predicted model, not a curated record. Bases 276 to 1292 code for a protein of 338 amino acids. Lineage: Eukaryota; Metazoa; Chordata; Chondrichthyes; Orectolobiformes; Rhincodontidae.
CUCUGUUAGAAGGAAAACAAUGCUAGCCGAUCCAGUAACAGUAAUAAGCCAUAUCACAAAAUUGUUAAUGUGAAUAGGCCUAGAACUUAAAGCUGGCGUUGAUAGGCAUUGGGAGAAGCUGGCGGAGCACGUUUCUGAUGAGAAUCGAAACUAAACAUGAGUUUCGUUUCUUUUUGAGAGCGGACUCUGAUCCUGACUGUAUUUGCGAGAGUGACAUAGCAGUUGGUAAUUUCAGGCGGACACACACCAGCACCAGAGAUUUGCAUUAGGACAGAAUGGAGCAGCAGCCCAUCUAUAACCCGAUUAUCCCUUUCACUGGGAUUAUCCUUGGUGGACUUCAAGAUGGAAAGAUGAUUAUAGUUCAAGGGCAGGUGCCAGGACAUGCCAAGAGGUUUGGAGUGGAUUUCCAGUGUGGCAGCAUUGUGAAGCCACGUUCUGAUAUUGCGUUUCACUUCAAUGUGCGUUAUGAUGAGGGGACUGUGGUCUGUAACACAUUGGAGCGUGAAUGUUGGGGAACAGAACAGAGGAAGCCUCAGAUACCCAUCCCCACUGGCUCUUACUUUGAACUGAUCUUCCACGUGCGUAGUUACUGUUUUCAGGUAUCUGUAAAUGGUCAGCAUUUCGUUGAGUAUUGUCACAGGCUGUCCUACAAUAGAGUGGAUACGCUCGUGAUUUCAGGAGAUGUCCAUGUGAAUGCUCUCACCUUCAGAAAUCCAAAUGUUCCUCCACCUUAUGCUCCUCCUGCUUACACCCCCAUUCAAGCUUCCAAUGUUCACUCUGUAUUUGGCUCCAAUCCUGCACCAUGCAAAGAAGUUGAAUUUCCACUAGUGGUUACAGGCGGCAGGCGAAAUCGCUCCAAGAAACCACCCAGUCAAGUGACCGUGUCUAAUCCAAUGGUUCCAUACCAGGCAUACAUAGGAAGUAUCAAGCCGCAGCAGAAAAUAAAAAUUAUUGGGACCGUGAAAGCCAAACCAUACAGGUUUACCAUUAAUCUGAAGGUGAGUUAUUAUGAUAACAUUGCCCUCCACAUCAAUCAAAGAUUUGAUGAAAAUGCAGUGGUGAGGAACAGUCGCAUAAACCAGAACUGGGGCACGGAGGAGAGGAGCCUGCCAUUUCUCCCAUUUUUACCUGGUCAAACAUUUGAGAUGCAGAUUGUGAUUCAACCAACCUGUUACAAGAUCUUAGUCAAUGGAAGACACCUCUUCAACUUCAACCAUCGUAUCCAGCCUCUGAAUCAGAUCGAUCAAUUAGAGGUUACUGGUGAUAUCAGUCUUUCUCUUGUGCAGUACUAAUAUUUUGAAGUAAAUAUUCUGCUGAAUCUCUAUCCUUGGUAGAAUCCUUCUCCAUCCACACCAAACAAAAACAAAUUAUUUUAAAUCCUUCUCUUCUACAAGAAUAAUCCUUUAAUCUGAAUCAUAGAAUCCCUACAGUGCAGGGACAGGCCUUUUGGCCCAACAAGUCUACACCAACCCUCAGAACAUCCCAUCCUGACCCAUCCCCCUAAUCUUGGCUUGAAGGCACUAUUUGAUUUGUUUCUUUAGAAAAGAAUCAAUUGAAUAAAGCAAGACAGCCAGAUGAUGAGUCAGCAAGCACAGGGCCAAUCUCCACUCCAUUCCCAUUUUGAUAUUAUCGUUGAUGUCCUUCAGAAAGAAGGCACUUGUUGGGGGAUGAAGGAGGGAACCAUUCCUGGAUGGUCAGCUCGUAGGGGCACUAGGUCUCAUGUUCACAUGCAGCAAUUUGACGGGCCGGUCUCAUCAAAGAAAGAUGUCAAAAGUAACCAGAGAAAGUUUUCCCAGAAACUUGAACUCUUUUUAAAGACUCCUUCAAAAUUCCCUUCAAGCUUCACUGUGUCCAACCCUACAGUAUAAAUGAUGAGUGAAUAAAAGCAGUAGUUACUGGAGAUGCUGGAAACCUGAAACAAACACAGAAUAUUGGAGAAACUCAGCCAGUCUGACAGCAUCUAUGUAGAGAGAAACAGAGUUAAAGUUUCAUGUUGGUAUGGCACUUCAGAACUGAAAAAUGUUGGAAUUUUUGACAAAGGCAGAAUCUCAAUGCAAAAGGCAAAGUGGUUGUUAAUGAUGGAGAAGGAAAGAAAAUGGGUGUAAAUGGGUGUGAAAGGGUGCUCUCUAAUAAGAACAAAGUAAAGAAGACAUGGCUGUGCAGGAAGUGGGGGUGGGGGGUGCGGUAGUGAAUGUAAGAAUUCACUGUUGAGACCUCAAGGCUGUAGAAUGCCUCUGUGGAAACUAAGGUGUUGUUCCACAAGCUGGUGUUGUGCUUCGUUGGAAAAUUGUAGCAGGCCCAGGACAAUGUGAAGCAUAACGCAAACUCAAGGUCUCAAUCUUGAAUUCCAUAAUUUCAGAAACUUGCAGUAUUCUUACAUUCUUUCCCCUCACUCCCCCACACAGCCUUGUCUUCAUUGUGUCUUGUUUACUUUGCUUUUAGCAUAGAGGGGCCAUUUCCUAUCUUUCACAUCUUAAUUUACAUCUAUUUUCCAUGUCCUUUUUUCUUUUGCUCCAUCAUUGACAGCAUCUUUGUCUUUUACACUGGGUCUGUGCCUCUGCUAAAAGUAUAAAAAAUACAUUUUCCAACCCUUUUCAGUUCUGAAGAAGUCAUACUAGAAUCAAAAUGUUAGCUCUAACAUAGGGGCUGGCACACCUGCUGACUUUUACCAGCAUUCUCAAUGUUUUCAGUGAAUGCUGCUCAUCAGCAAGGAAAUAAAAUGGCUACUUUGGGUGUUUGAACCAAAGAUCACUCAGUUGAUGUCAUGUAGAGGAUUUGAGGAUCAGAAUUGCCCCUCUCCCCUUAUUUCAUACCCACCCCAGCUUUUUAGAAAAUCAUAGAAUGACACAGCAAAGAAGGACUCCAUUUGGUCUGUUGUGUCAAUAUCUUUGAGAACCAUCCAUCUCGUCCCAUUCUCCUCUGAAAACGUACAGUUUAUAAAGGAGACAUUUACCAUGUCAUGAAGUUACUGUGGCAUCUUGUUGAAAUCCAUGUAACAUACCAAGAUGGUGGCUAGCAGACAGUCCUGAGAACCCAAAUAUUUGUUUAAAACACAAACAUUCAUGAAAUAAAAUGCUCCCUAGUCUUUGCAUGUGGAGUGUAGGAGCAGGAGGAGGCCAUCCAGCCCUUCGAAGACUCUUGUUUCUAGUUAUAGAUUUCCACGUCCUUUUAUGUAAAAUGGUUCUUCUUGACAUUUGCCACCCCAACCCAUCCCACCCAAACAUUAUAGCUUGAAUUUUAAGGUUCUACCCUCUUGUUCUAGACUCCCUUUGUCCCUCUCACCAGAGGUUACAGUUUCUCUCCAUCUUAAUAUGGUAAUUGCAUUUAAAUGUUAUUGUAAACUCUAUAAUGACUUUUGUAAAGCAGUCUUUGUUUUAUUUCAAUAUUGUGGCCUAUAUUCUGUUAACCUCACUCACUGAAUGGGAAAAGCAUUGUAAAGAUUAAGAUUGAAAUUUUGAACUGCUGUUAUCCUGGAACACAAACACAAAUAGGCACAUACACAUCUCUAGCUACAAAGAGAUCCAAUAAUUGAUAGAUCAUAAUAUUUCAUUGUAAGACUUAAUUACAUCUUUUGACAGAAUUUCUGUAUAAUGUUCUAAUGACGGAACUCUUUAAAAUAAAUGCAUAUUGACAAAAACAAA